This is a messenger RNA of Colletotrichum navitas, 3167 nucleotides long. RefSeq lists its product as uncharacterized. Gene Ontology annotation, molecular function: sequence-specific DNA binding; DNA-binding transcription factor activity, RNA polymerase II-specific; zinc ion binding. Bases 296 to 2779 code for a protein of 827 amino acids. Gene Ontology annotation, biological process: DNA-templated transcription; positive regulation of transcription by RNA polymerase II. The record is from RefSeq and is a predicted model, not a curated record. NCBI's taxonomy places the organism in Eukaryota, Fungi, Ascomycota, Sordariomycetes, Glomerellales, Glomerellaceae. The transcript is spliced from 5 exons.
CUACUGUAAGUUUGCGGGUGGAUAGUAUCGGCCGUGAACCAAGACGUCUCUACCCCAGGCGGGGACCCCACGCUACCUUCGUCUCCUUGUUUGAUAUUGCGAGAGUGUUGAUGUGACAAGCCCCUAACAAAGUCCCAAAAAGCCAUCGUAGUGCCAGGUGGUAAGCCUGGGACGCGUAUUCACAUGCCCUCGAUCCAUCUUCCCAUCAACUAAAGCCUUUCUAGCAGCUCAAAUCUCGACACAUCGGCCGUGGUAACACAAACAACCUCUGCAACACGCCUUCAUUUUGCCACUUAUGGCUACACGGGUGAAUCCGCCCAAGAAGGUCCGAUUGGCCUGUCGACGUUGUCGCAUAAGACGCAUCAAGUGUGACGGAGAAGUCCCUGCGUGUACCAACUGCGCAAGAGCUGGCGAAACUUGCCUGGACGUCGACAGCCAGAAUUCCGGCUUACUGGUUCCUCGCAAUUUCGCUAGUGCUGCCCGUGCUAGAAUUCAAUGGCUCGAAAACAUUAUCAAACAACGCCUCCCUGAUGUCGACCUCUCACAAGGCCCGCAGAUUGACGCCUUUCCCGACCCGAAAGGAUCGGCUAACGUCGCUGACGCGGACCAGGACGAUGAAGUCGUCUCGACCUCGUCGUUUCGGUCCGGUCCCGGAAGCUGCCAGCCCACUCGACAAACCCUGAGUCUUGGGUCCCAACGGAUGGGAAUCAAGCGGCCCGCGGAAACCAUGAGUUCCUACAAACACGAUGAGCAAUUUCCAGACCCCACACACUCAGUCGCGAUGAACCCGGGGUUUUUGUCCCUGAAUUCGGACUCCAAUCGAAAGUACUACCUAGGGUCAAGCUCCGGGGCUCUAUUCACAAACCUCAUAGGGACGUCUCCUUCUAGUGCCGAGUCGACAACUGCGGCUUUGCUGGAUGACGUACAAGCCCAAGGCCCAUCUUCCGAAUGGCAUGAGAUAUCGGCCUCAGGGCCUGACAACGUCUCGCAACAGCAUAACCGUUCCAUGCACGUUUUUCUAAGACAGGAGCUUCCCAGAAAGGAAGAUUCUGUAAAGCUGGUUCACACCUACAUCCGAUGGAUACACCCCGACUACCCAGUCCUCGAGCCAAGUUCUCUACUUAGUGCUUUGGAAGCUCUUUACGCGACAUAUCCAUGCUCGAUUGAUGAAGAUCCUCUACCCAAUGGCUGGCCCAGUUCAGUUCAAGCCUUCCGGUGGAACGGAAGACAAAGGACACCCAAUGGCCAAGGCUUUCAUUCUGUGCCCAUGCCGGUUGUGGCAUUCAUCUUGUUCAUGGUAUUUAACAUUGCGGCUAUUGUCAAAGUCAGGUCACGGGUCUACGAAUUUCCACCCGAGAGGUUUUAUCGGGCUGCGCUAUACUUCUCCAGGGAUUGCUUCUCGCAAAUAUCGCUGUCGUCGAUUCAGGCUCUGGUUACCCUGAUUGUCCACAGUAUUAUGACACCAGCGGAAGUUAACCUCUUCACUCUCGUUCACAUCGGGCUGGCCCAUUGCAUUGAGUUGGGCAUUCACAGGGAGCCGCCACCAGCCGCCGAUCCGAAUGACAUCAAGUACCAGCAAAUCCGACGCCUAGCAUUUUUUACCAUAUAUUCCUUGGAUAGGUCGGUAUCCUCUAUCCAGGGAAGGCCCCUUGGGUUCCGAGACGAGACAUUCGAUGUCAAGAUGCCCGAAUUACAAUCUCCAAGACAAAUCAGUCCUACGAGCAGUCCAAUGCUUUCUUCUUUCUCAGCAGCGGUCCUCCGGUUCGCAAGGUUCCAGUUCGAGCUGGAUCGCAUCGUUUCUGAUGUCAAAGUACAAUUCUACCAUCUUCCGUGCGACUCGGCUUGGUUUGCUUUGCCAGCAGACCCGGAGGCCCAGCAGACCAGAAUUAGAGACGAGAUUGUUCGCUGGUGGGAAAGGGUUGCAGAUGAGCCGUUCAACUUUCCAGGUCUCGACAACCGCCAUCGGCGCAUGUGGCGGCUGAAGCUAAAGAUCAAGCAUCACACAACGAUGAUUAUGCUCUUCCAGCCGUCGCAGGCGAUACGGAACCCACCGCCGGAGUCACUCCAAGUCUGUUUCAACAACGCCGCAUCUAUACUCCAGGACUACCAGACGCUGCACGACUUGCAGGGUGUGCAUCACGGAUGGCGGACAGUCCAGAACAUUUUCGCCGCUGGCGCGACUCUAAUCUACUCCUUCUGGACAUGCUCGGCCGUUCGAAAUAACGCAUCCAUCGCGGACCUGUCAAGAAGCCUGCGCGCGUGCUCUGGCCUCUUGGCUGUCGGCGGUGAGUGGUGGCCUUCCGUCAAAAAAGGACAGAGGAGCUUUGGUGCCAUCGUUGACUUAACCAUCCGCAGGCUGUAUACAGGCAAUAUGCCAUACAAGAAUCCUCGCCUAUUCGCUCCUCUUUCAUCAGAGGAAGGGCAUAAUACCAUGGAACAGUCUGAGGGAGCGCUUGCUUAUGACUCAACUGGCCAGCAGAAUCUCUCGCAAGUUUCGCCGAAUGGAACAGACGCAUCGUGGCCGCACUUACCAGGGUCUUCCGUGGGAUUGCAACACACACAGAAUUCCCUGCACUGGCAUGGAACUUACCCCGACGGCUCGUUUCAAGCAGGAACAAAUGACUACGUUCCGGAGAUAGAGAAUUUCCUAGCCGACUUUGACAAGUCCGAGUUCACCUGGAGCUUUCCUGUGGUUGGCGUUGGCGACUCGUGUGAAGCGAGCAACUUUCAGGUCGAGGCUGUGGACUACAAAAAUAUCGGCCAAUACGACUCCAAAUGACUGUAUUUAGAAAGACUGCGCAUGGUCGGAGCAGCUAUGAAGGAAGUCAUUUCGGACGGCUCCUUGCAUUUGCUGCGUAUUGGGUUCUGGAAGGAGUAUUUUGCCUUGAUCCUCUUUGACGUCAGUGGACCGACUACUCCCUUGACAACCUCGCAUACAUGACCCUUUCACACGCUAUCUGUCUCAUCCGCUCUCGGAGUUCAAGCAGCACAUGGAUGAGAGCUCUCGUCCAUCUAGGAAAAACUCUGCCAUAGUCGGAAGCUGUACCAACAGCUCGUACCAAAACAUCCCGAAGAUUCGGGGCCUUGUAGUCCAAGCAAGACAGGAUGGCUUGGAGAGAACCAAAAUACUUUUCCAGUCUAGCCCAGGCAGUGAGCAGAUUCGCACA